Trichophyton rubrum CBS 118892 is the source of this 1318-nucleotide messenger RNA. RefSeq lists its product as uncharacterized. The record is from RefSeq and is a predicted model, not a curated record. Bases 555 to 1148 code for a protein of 197 amino acids. The transcript has a single exon. Lineage: Eukaryota; Fungi; Ascomycota; Eurotiomycetes; Onygenales; Arthrodermataceae.
GGACGAUUGCGGUAAGGGGCGCUCGCCGAAAUUCCUACGAGACCUUCCCGAGAGUUGGCGCAAAAGAAUCAACCGUACCGGAUGUGGCUCGAUUGAACUCGGAACGCAUUCAAUUACACAAAUUAUUGUCGACCCUAUUCACUAAGAUGAAGAAAUUGCAGAGUUUCUGGUGAGAUUUACACCUGGCAGGGUAUGACCCUAUUCCAUUCUCCACCACGCUAAUAGAAGGGUUUAUUCUUAUCUCCCAAAGUUGGACGGCCGAUUGCCUAUACCCAACCAAAGAGGUCUUCAAGCUCCAGGAGAAUGUCAAAGUUUUCAUUUAUCUCUAUCCCAGGGCUCUUCAAAAUGCCCGAAAAGAUAAGGUCUUAUCAGAUGCGUACCCUGAGAUACGUCACGCGUCCUUUAAGUGUUUGAAAGAGCUAUCAAUUUUUGACAUCCCCUAUCUUCGAACCCUAAACCACAUAUCGAAAAUCCUAGUGGAAGUACGAGGGACGAUUAGAGUCCUCAGGCUUGGGCUGAUCAAAGAGGGUGAUCGUUUUAGGGCUCUGCCCCAGAUGUAUAAGACCUCUUCCGCCUAUUCUCAAGACCUCCUUCUUACAGUAACAAAGGGUCUCUCAAAAUUCUCAAAAACUGAUGGCUUUGUUCGCCUACAUACCCUGGAAAUCCUAUUUUGCAAUCACCUAGUUAUCCAGGCAUGGGCUCAAAUCUUUGAUUUCACUGCUAUCAAGAGCUUUUCCCUCAUCCAUUCAUUUCACUUCGGUGUACAUUAUCCUUCUCCUUGGACUUACUUGCAGUCGAGGCGUGUUACCCUGAAAAGGCUUAAAACCAAUAUCUACGUGACAGGGGCUGUUGGUUAUCUCCAGUCCUUUAACUCUCUUGAGGAGCUUUAUCUCAUAGGUAGCCCGGAAUACCUGGAUUUUGGAGCUCUCCGCUUCCACUUUUCGAAUCUUAGAGCAUUUUUGUGUCUGGAAUAUGUAACUCACCUUCGGUUCUUCGUCAGAAACAUUCACUUACUGAUUGCAGGAUGCCCCAAGUUAGAGGAGCUGGGAAUUCCCUUGCCCAGAAAAAUCCAGGUACAUUUGUCACUGUCCAAUUAUUCCUUUAAGUCUUUAUCAUGUGCAUGCUUACGUUUAGUUUACUACAUUUAGAGUACAGUAUGGAGCGUACUGGCUCAUGCCCCUGCUUUAAGGUGCCUCUACUUUAUAAAAUAUAACACUGGACGGAUAGGUUCUCUCCAAGCCCUGGACCCGUUCAUUUUCGAGUUUUUUGGUUACUUCGAAUUACACCCUUCUCCUCUCAUUUACCGACUGGAGAUGCU